UUCACGUUUUCAAAACGCGAAGAAGAAAAAAAAAAGCCGCUACCUGCCUGAAGCUGCUUCAUUCACUGACUGCCAACUAAGCUUCGCUUUCAUUGACUUUAAGAAGAGGGGUUAUGGUGUUUUCUACGACGAGUAAAUAAUAAAGGAAGCCCGACGGCAUCAUGGAGUUCUCCGCAGAAGACGGAGACACACACAAUGUCAUCGACAUGACCACGAGUGAAAAGGUCGUGGAUCUUUUGAACCAGGCUGCCUUGAUUCCCACAGAUGCAAAGCUGGCUGUGCUCAAACAGGUCCAGGAGCUAAUCAUCAACAAAGAUCCAUCUCUCCUUGACAAUUUCCUGGACGAGAUGAUUGCCUUUCAGACGGACAAAUCCAUCGAAGUACGAAAGUUUGUCAUCGGCUUUAUCGAGGAAGCAUGUAAACGAGACAAUGAGCUGCUCCUCAGGCUAAUCGCAAACUUGAACAUGCUGCUCAAGGAUGACAGCGUUAACGUGGUGAAGAAAGCCAUUCUCACACUCACGCAGAUGUACAAGGUUACGCUACAGUGGCUGGUGCGAGCCAAAGCCGUGUCGGAUAUGCAGGAGGCCUGCUGGGAGAUGGUGACGCAGAUGAAGGGCGACGUCCUGGCACUGCUGGACUCGGAGAACGACGGCGUGCGCACUCACGCCAUCAAAUUCACCGAGUCGCUCAUCGUCACCCUGUCGCCUCGCGUGGUCGACUCGGAUGUGCCCAAGCGCCAGGAGAGCGACAUCACUUUGGACAAAGUACCCAAGGACCACACGUACAUCCGCUACGAUGUUUUGUGUGAGGAGGGAAAAUCGGCUCUGGACAAGCUGCUGAAGUUCAUGGUGCAUCCCGCCAUUUCCAGCAUUAACCUGACCACUGCGCUGGGCUCCCUAGCCACCAUCGCCCGCCAGAGGCCCAUGUUUAUGUCCAAGGUGGUUCAAGCGUACGAGACCUUACACGCUAAUCUUCCGCCCACCCUGGCCAAGUCGCAGGUGAGCAGCGUGCGAAAGAACCUCAAGCUGCACCUGGUGGCUGUGCUCAAGCAUCCGUCCAGUCUGGAGUUCCAAGGCCAGAUCAGCACGUUGCUGCUGGACCUUGGCAUGCCCCAGAGCGAGAUCACGCGCUCCACGCCGCCGCCGAGGGAGCAUCGCAAGAGGCCGCGGCACGAGCAGUACACGGAGGGGAAGAAGGUCAAGUUGGAGCAAACCCUGAUGGAAGACGACGAGGACAAGGAGGAGCCGGCUCCUCUCUCAGCCCCCAAGCCCGCUCCGGUUCCAGUGGCGCAGUCCGCCAUUGACCUGACCGCCGACUUCCUGCGCCCGCUCCUCAACGCCGACAACGUCGCCAAUCUGGUGCUGAUCAGUAUGGUGUAUCUGCCCGACACCAUGCCGGCAUCCUUCCAAGCCACGUACACGCCCGUGGAGUCGGCUGGCACCGACGCCCAAAUCAAGCAUUUGGCCCGGCUGAUGGCCACACAGAUGACUGCGGCUGGGAUCGGGCCAGGCCUAGAGGAGUGCAAAGCCAGAGAGAACGAGGCGAGCAAAGAGGGCGCCAACGAAGAUGACAUGGGCAGCAGUGACUCUCUCAUCAAGCGCAAAGUGAUGGUGGGCCAGGCCAUCUCCGUGGUGGGCGGCUACUCGGAAAAAGAAAAGGCUCCCAACCUCGCCGCUGUCAAGAGGCUUCCCGAGCCCAUCCUGCCGUCGGCGCAAACCAAAUUGGCGGGGCUGACCGGCAGGAAGAAAGUCUUCAGGCUGGCGGAUGUGAUCCAGCCUUUAUCCGAGACGCAGAUUGAACGCUUAACGUCCAAGACCAUCAAGCGCAUCCUUCAUUCUGAAAAGACCAUCACUCAAAGUGGAAUGUCCCAUGUCCGAGUGAAGCUCCUCUCCAAGCUGGUGACGCAGUUUGAGGGCAUCAUGAAAGAGGACGUGCUGCACUUCAUUUUGGAGGACAUCCGCAGCCGCAGCGAGCUGGCCUUUUCGCUGCUCUAUCAAGAGUACAACACCUACCUGAGCCAGCUGCCCUCGGGGCUGCUGGACAGCUACGACCAGUGUCUGUACACGCUGCUCUCCGGACUGCAGGAGAAGCCCGAGCAGAAGGACGGGCUGUUCACCAAACUGGUACUGGAGGCUCCCAUCAUCACAGAGUCGGCGCUGGAAGUAAUCCGGCGUUACUGUGAGGACGAGUCGCGGGUGUAUUUAGGCAUGACGACGCUGAAGGAACUCAUCGUCAAGCGGCCUUCCAGGCAGUUCCAGUACCUUCACGUGCUCCUGGAUCUCAGCUCGCAUGAAAAAGAGAAGGUGCGGUCCACCGCCCUGGCCUUUCUGAAGCGCAUGUACGAGAAAGACCACCUCCGGGACUACAUUGAGAAGUUUGCCCUGAACUACAUGCAACUCCUGGUCCACCCCAACCCCCCGUCGCUGCUCUUUGGGGCCGACAAAGACACAGAGGUGGCGUCCCCCUGGACCGAAGAGACGGUCCGCCAGUGUCUCUUCCUCUACUUGUCUCUGCUGCCGUUGAACCACAAGCUGGUGCACGAGCUGGCGUCCGUCUACACGGAGGCCAUCGCCGACAUCAAGCGCAGCGUGCUUCGAGCCAUCGAGCUCCCCAUCCGCGGAAUGGGCAUGAACUCUCCCGAGCUUCUGCUUCUGGUGGAAAACUGCCCCAAGGGCGCGGAGACGCUCGUUACCCGCUGCCUGCACAUUUUGACGGACAAAGUGCCUCCGUCUCCGGAGCUGGUGGAGCGGGUGCGGGACCUUUACCAUAAGCGUGUGCCGGAUGUUCGCUUCCUCCGUGUGUGUGUGUGUGUGUGUGGUCCUUCAGGUGAGGGAAGCUCAUCGGUGUCCCCUCUGACGCCAGGAGACCUGCUGAUCGCCUUGCACAAUAUUGACUCCAUCAAAUGCGACAUGAAGUCCAUCAUAAAAGCAACCAACCUGUGCUUCGGUGAGAAGAACGUUUACACGUCGGAGGUUCUGGCGGUGGUGAUGCAGCAGCUGAUGGAGCAGAGCCCUCUGCCCAUCCUGCUGAUGAGGACCGUCAUCCAGUCGCUCACCAUGUACCCGCGACUCUGCGGCUUCGUCAUGAACAUCCUGGCCAGGCUCAUCGUCAAGCAGGUGUGGAAGUACCCCAAGGUGUGGGAGGGCUUCGUCAAAUGCUGCCAGAGAACCAAACCUCAGUCCUACAGCGUCCUCCUGCAGCUGCCUCACACGCAGCUCGCCAGCGUCUUUGAACGCUGCCCCGAGAUGAGGGAACCCCUGCUGCACCACGUUCGAUCCUUCACGCCGCACCAGCAAGCUCACAUCCCAGCCUCCGUCAUGGCGGUCCUGGAAGCCAGCAAAAAAGCCGAAGCCAAGCCAGCGGAGCCCGUGAAGAAGGACGCGCCCCAUGCGGAGAGAGCUCCCCUUUUGGCGGCCGCCGAACAAGCGCAAGCCCAAGCCCGGCAGCAGGAAACACGCACCGUCGCGACUCAUUUGGUGGAGGAGCGGGAGGUGGCGGCGGUGGAGGAGGAGGAAGAAGCGGAGGAGGAGGAGCAGCAGCAGGAGGAGGAGCAGGAGCAACCCAUGGAGCAGGAGCAAGCAGAUCUCGUGAGAUGUGAGGAGACCGUCAAAGUCCCCUUGGAGGUGGAGAUGGCGAGAGGUGAUGAAACACCCGAACCCGAAGGGGAACCGGAGCCUAAAGCAGAACCCAAACCUGACCCUGUACCUGUACCUGAAUCGGAACUUGAACAGCAAGCUGAACCUGAGCCCGACGUUCAGCCGCAUCCUGAACCACAAGCCAGCCCCAAGCCAGAAGCUGAACCCGCCGAGGAGCCGAUGGAGACCUCUGAAGCGCCACCGUCAGACUCCCAGGAGACACCGAAAGAGGAUGAGGACCAAGACCCCGUUCAGGACAUUGGGAGCGGCUGUGAAGGAGCGGAAUGAAGCGCACAACUUUUCUCCUAAAUGUUUGCGGGUCGUACCGCUCCUUCUCUUCCUUUUUGUAUUUGCUGAACAUUGAGGAACGUUUCCACGCAUUGCCCACAGCACUCGACAAUAAAUGAACAAAACAAGACA
Hippocampus comes (tiger tail seahorse) is the source of this 4055-nucleotide messenger RNA. RefSeq names its product symplekin (gene sympk). The record is from RefSeq and is a predicted model, not a curated record. Gene Ontology annotation, cellular component: mRNA cleavage and polyadenylation specificity factor complex. Lineage: Eukaryota; Metazoa; Chordata; Actinopteri; Syngnathiformes; Syngnathidae. The transcript is spliced from 25 exons. Bases 162 to 3923 code for a protein of 1253 amino acids.